AUGCCUAUCGGUAACGUGAGUAAGGACACUGGGGCUCGCAGGGAGUCGUUCAGACCUCCGUGGGUAAAAGAAAAGGAUGUGGAGGCCCCACCAUCAUGGAUGCAGAAGAAGUUGAAGCCUGUGGAAAGUCUUAGCAAGACCGCUUCCAUAGAUGACGCUGCAGCCGCUCCUCGUCCAGUCCAUUGCGAAGAUCAUAAAAGCUUGAUCUUCCGCUACUAUUUACACUCGUCUGAUCCUACGACAGGAAGCAACGCUGUAUUGAAAAAGCAGUCAACGAUCAGAGACAAACCAGAAAACGGAGUGACACAGCCCGUUGAAGAAAAGCUAGUCAAGCCUUCAGCAGCGAAACAAGCCGAUCAGGCAGCGAAACCAGCCGAUGAAAAACCAAAAUUCACUAAACCUGCACUUAAAAGCGCUUUAAAAUCAGAGGACAAACCCUCUAACGAUAAAACAGAUAGACCAACUCUAAGAAGUGUUAGAACUAUAGACGACAAAGCUAAAGAAAAGUCUGUGACUAUAGUAGAUAAAAGACCAGAGAAAAAUGGUCCCACCAAAGCAAAUAGCACGGUAAAUGACAAACCAGUGACUAAUAAUAAGGUUACGAGCAAAGAUACUAAACCUAUAACAAAGGUAGUUAAUGAUAAACCUGCACCUAAGGCAGCUGAGAAACCAAUUCCAAAAGCCCCUGAAAAGGUAGUAUUAAAACCUGUUGAAAAGGUUGAACCUAAACCGAUACCUCCUAAAGAGGAACCUAAACCAACGCCUGCAAAACAGGAGUCUAAACCUGCGCCUGCGAAGCCAGAACCCAAGCCACCGGUCUCAAAAUCUGAGCCGAAAGCUUCUGAGAAAGCUGUAGAAAAAUCAGAAAGCUCAGAUAUGGCCACUAAACCACCGCUAGAGAAGACGCCUUCAAAGCUCCCACCACGCAAACCACCGAUUCAAAAGCAACCGUCAAAGGAUGACGUACCUGUCAAGAAAUGGCGGGACCCCCUGCAUGAGCGUGUCAAGGAAAACAUUGACAAAACCCUCAACAAUGAGGUGCCUAAGGGUCACACACUCACCAAGAAUGAGAGCUUGAGAAGUUUACUGAAGCCCACACCACCACCGAUGCCACCGCCUAUGCCGCCUAAGAUGCCCCCGCCACCAGAGUUCAAAAAGUCACCUUUGGACCCUGAUAAACUGAAGAGGAUCGAACAGCUCCGCAGCAGGCCUAGGAGGAGACCAGACUGGUCAAGUCCGAUCAUCGCCAGAUCAGCAGUGGUGAAGAACAAAGGACAGUUCAUAUUCGAAUCAGAAAAGCCGAACUCACACAAUGCUUUGCUUAAAGAGAUCUCAAAGGGAAUUAAAUUAAAGAAGACAAAGACCAAUGACAGGAGUAAACCAAAUUUGGAAGGUUUGAGGAAGUUCAGAAGACAGAUGACAAUUGAGGAGCAAGUACAGAAGAGUAUGUCGCAAGCUAAUCUGGCUGCGUCACCGUCUGGAGUCGGCCUGGCUGCAGCUGAGGCUAGUAACUCACAUAUACCUGGUGUCUUGCCCCCUGAAGAGGAAGACAUCGAUGAAAUGGACGACAUCGACAAGGUCAGAGAUGAUCUGCAGUCUACAAAGCAGUUGCUGGCUAUUGAACUGAGGAACAAGGAGGCUCAAGAGAGAGAAAAUAAGCGACUUCUGACAAGGAUAGCAAACUUAGAAGCAGAGUUAGCAAGAGAAAGAGCAUUCAUCAAACAGGAACAACACAAGACUGUGAUCUCCGUCACUGAUGCCUACGAUGAAAGACUAGUAAAUAACCUAAAGAUGGAAGUAGAGAAGACUAAAGAAAAUGCUGAUAAUUUGGAGAAACAAUACUUACAAGCCGCAGAAGAUAGGGACACUGCACUCACAGAGUUGGAAGAAGUCAAGAGAAGGAAUGCAGAAUUAGAAAAGAAGCUGGAACAAGCUAUGUCGGGUGAGCUAGAAGAUUUAUCUGAAGAACCUAUGUCAUUUUACCAAAAACGACAACUUGAUUUCGCUAAAGAAUGCAAGUUGUUGAAUAUUGAAAUAAAUUCGCCUGAAGCCGAAGCGUUAAUGAAAAGGAAACUUGACGCUAACAAUAACAAUAUUGCUAAAACUAAUGCUGACGCUUAUACUAACAUAGCUGCUGACGAGGGCAUCAUGCCAACGAGCAUGGGUUCACGACGCUCGAGCCACGCCAUCAAGCAGCUGUCCGUCACCAAGGAUGAUAGCUUCGAGGAGGAAGAGGAAUCUGAUGAGGAAGAGGAGGAAAGCGAGGAAAAGAAACAGAAGAGAUUGGAAAAGGAAGUCCGCAAUAUGAGAAACAAGAUCCGGUACUUGAAGGAGAAGCAAGACCACAUGAAACGAGAGCGAAUGGGCUUCAAGAUGUCACUGAAGAACCAACAGGCGGCACUAAAGGAGGAAAAGCGAAAGUACAAGGAGCUGAAACGCGAAGUCGACAAGAUGGCCGCUAUGAUGAAGGAAUGCGGAUCAGAUGAUGAAGAUGAUGAGGAGGAGGAGGAAGAUCAUAGAUUUGCCUACCAUUAUUUAAGUUUCUUGCUGACGAACUUAAAGUCCAUAGCCGCAGUUACCAAUAAGGAUGCUCCAUUACCAAAUAAGAAAGAGAAUCUCACAAAGAGGGUAAAACGUCACGAGACUAGGGUUCACGCGCUGAAGAAGGGCAACGCUCUCCUGAUGGCCAACGUGGACCGUUUGAAGGACGAUGUAUUGAAACAGAGAGAAGAAUCCGUCACAUUGCAAAAAGAACUGGACUCUCUUAUUGAUGAUCUGGAGUAAUUCUAUGCGAUGCGAAUAUCAACUCUUCAAAAUAAUUAGUUCUAUGAUAUCAUCCAGAGAUGGCGUUGUAUUGUGUUGCUAGCCACAAAAGUAUAGCAGUGCGGUGGUUCCUACAUAGACCUAUGUAUAAUGGUGUUUACUUCUUGAGCAGUUCGGUAAAUUGGCCGAAUUGUUACUAUAUAGUCUUGAAGCACCUAUUUAUGAAUUUGACUUUAUAGUACGUAGUGUCUUGGAAAAUUAUUUUGUAAAACUAGCAACACACUAUUUCUCUAUCCCUGUCGAUGACAAUGACAUUAGGUAACGUACUGUUUUAUCUUCAGGCGGUUAAACUCAAUUAUUUCUAUCGGCUAUCGUCUAAUCACAUCUUAUCCGACCUCAGAUAUCCAACAGCAGACAGAUUUUUUAAUAAAUAACAGAUUGUCUUAGGUCAUUGUUAUCGUUCAACGGUCGUACGUUGUAUUCAUUCGAUAAGAUUAGUCGAAUCGUUUUAUGAUGCUAUAAUCAAUAUUUUACUCAUUUGAUUACGUCUCGAUUCGAUCGGAAAAUGCCCUCAAUUUUAUAUCUAUGAAUCUCAAAUUUUGAUCUAAACAAACACUUACUUUCGUCAUGAAGACUAUAAGAAUUUUCUCGUUGGUCUAAUUGUUGUAAUAAUCAUUUUUGAAUAUCGUACUGAAAUGUCUUUCAAUGUCUAAUUUAUAAUUUGCAACAGUUCGACUUAGAUAGUACAAUAAAUA
Molecule: messenger RNA, 3518 nt
Organism: Spodoptera littoralis (African cotton leafworm)
Lineage: Eukaryota; Metazoa; Arthropoda; Insecta; Lepidoptera; Noctuidae
Source: the annotation of a GenBank genome assembly